AUCGGCCCGUACAAGUUACAAGUGAAGUGAUGAUGCUUGGAAGCACGAAGCAGCAGCAGCAGCAGCAGCUUCAGCUCAGUUGAUCGCAAAACACUAAAACUGGCAACUGGGCUCCAUCAUUCGCUCACAAAAAUGGCAAGAAACCGAACCCUAAGGAGAGCUACGCCCUUAAUAUUUACUUUCUUCAUAGCCCUCUUUGUCUUGGGUGUUUUUGCUCCUCUGCCGUCCACUUCCCAUAAUUCUCCCCAAUUUCAACUGGAUAAUGGAUACACACAUAAGUUUGAGAUUGCAGAGGACAUGUUUUGGAGAGAUGGGGAGCCAUUUAGGAUAAUUGGAGGAGACUUGCAUUAUUUCCGAGUGCAUCCUGAGUACUGGAGAGAUCGACUGCUGAGAGCUAAGGCGUUGGGCUUGAACACGGUCCAAACUUAUGUUCCCUGGAACUUACACGAGCCAAAGAAAGGCCAUCUGGUAUUUGAGGGCAUUGCAGAUAUAAUUUCAUUUCUUGAGCUAUGCAAGGAAUUAGAUAUGUUGGUUAUGCUGCGUGCCGGGCCCUAUAUCUGUGGCGAGUGGGAUUUGGGUGGCUUCCCUGCAUGGUUGCUAGCUGAAGAGCCUGCUAUUAGACUAAGAUCAUCGGACCCUGCCUACCUUGGAUUGGUUGAGAAGUGGUGGGGCAUCCUACUUCCAAAAGUGUCUCCGCUUCUUUUCAGCAAUGGUGGUCCUAUUGUAAUGGUUCAGAUUGAAAAUGAAUUUGGUUCUUAUGGCGACGACAAAGCUUACCUGCAUUAUCUGGUCAAACUAGCUAGAAGACAUCUUGGAGAUGAUAUAAUACUGUAUACAACUGAUGGUGGUGCUAGGGAAAAUCUGGAGAAAGGAACAAUUCGAGGAGAUGCUGUUUUCUCAGCGGUUGACUUCAGCACUGGAGCCGACCCAUGGCCCAUAUUCAAGCUGCAGAAAGAGUUUAAUGCACCGGGAAGAUCGCCUCCUAUAUCAACGGAGUUCUAUACUGGUUGGCUUACACACUGGGGGGAGACUAUUGCAAGCACUGAUGCUGUUUUCACUGCUACCUACUUGGAAAAGAUUUUAUCAAAGAAUGGAUCUGUUGUUCUCUAUAUGGUCCAUGGUGGGACGAACUUUGGAUUCUACAAUGGUGCUAAUACUGGAGAUGAUGAGUCUGCCUACAAGCCAGAUCUUACAUCCUAUGAUUAUGAUGCACCAAUAAGUGAAUCGGGUGAUGUGGACAAUGCCAAGUACAAAGCUCUGAGAAGUGUCAUCGCAAAAUAUAGCCCGCAGCCUCUUGCUUCCGUCCCUUCCAACAAUGAAAAGAUAGCUUACGGACGUAUCAAGCUAGACAAAAGUUCGUUUUUGUAUGACGCAACCAGGAUGAAAGACCUUGCUGACGUCGUAGAGUCUGAGAACCCACUUUCAAUGGAAGCUAUUGGACAGAUGUUCGGCUUUGUGUUAUAUGCCUCCGAGUACAGUCCAAAAGGCAAUGGAAGUGUGUUAUCCAUACCAAAGGUGCAUGAUAGAGCUCAAGUGUUUGUUUCCUGUGCUGAAGAUAGUGGGAGGAGGCCGACGUACGUUGAUGUCAUCACAAGAUGGUCGAAUAGACCCGUUCAUCUGCCUCCCUUAAAAUGUAAAACGAAAAAUCAACUCUUUAUCUUGGUCGAAAACAUGGGCCGCUUGAACUAUGGACCGUAUAUAUUCGACAGAAAGGGCAUUUUGUCACCUGUAUAUCUGGAUGGAAGGCAGCUGCAUAAGUGGAAAAUGCUUCCCAUUUCCCUUGAUAAUCUCAACGAAGCUCUGAACAUCAACCCCAUCAUUCACGAUGCAACGAGUGCACAAUUUCUCAAAAGAUCUGCUCGCGAAAAGUUGAAAGGCCAAAAGAAGCUUGGUCUGGAACCAGCAUUUUACAGCGGUCGCUUCAAUAUUACCAAAGUCGGAGACACAUACAUAUCAUUCAGAGGAUGGAGCAAAGGAAUCGCUUUCGUGAAUGAGAUCAACAUUGGACGUUUUUGGCCGAGUGCUGGACCACAAUGCAAUCUUUAUGUUCCAGCUCCGAUUCUCCGGCAAGGAGAAAACACCGUGGUUGUGUUGGAGGUUGAAUCGCCAAAGCUUGAUCUCUUCGUGAGCUUCGUCAACUACCCAGAUUUCACUUGUGGCUCAAAGCCCAGAGGGCUCCGACGUGUACUGGCAAUGGCAUAGUGAGAGAGAGAGAGAAAUGUUUGUGUGAAUUCAGAUCUCCUAUAGUAGUAGUAUCACUUUUGGCACUGCCAUGAAUUGUUGGCUAUGUUUUGUGCAAUUUUCUCAAUUUUUUUUUUUUUUUUGGUAUUUUAAUUGUUUGACAGAUUUAACAGAAGAGGGACAAUUUUCUAUA
This is a messenger RNA of Salvia miltiorrhiza (redroot sage), 2374 nucleotides long. RefSeq names its product beta-galactosidase 17. Gene Ontology annotation, cellular component: vacuole. The transcript is spliced from 19 exons. Lineage: Eukaryota; Viridiplantae; Streptophyta; Magnoliopsida; Lamiales; Lamiaceae. The coding region runs from base 133 to 2202 and encodes 689 amino acids. Gene Ontology annotation, molecular function: beta-galactosidase activity. The record is from RefSeq and is a predicted model, not a curated record. Gene Ontology annotation, biological process: carbohydrate metabolic process.